This is a messenger RNA of Eimeria acervulina, 2727 nucleotides long. RefSeq lists its product as hypothetical. The transcript has 6 exons. The record is from RefSeq and is a predicted model, not a curated record. Lineage: Eukaryota; Apicomplexa; Conoidasida; Eucoccidiorida; Eimeriidae. Bases 1 to 2727 code for a protein of 908 amino acids.
AUGAGAUGGUAUUUGUACGGAGGCUUCGCGCUGCUGUUGCUGCUGCUGUCGCUGUGGGGCCCCAGUGAGGCGCCAGCUGCAGCAGAAUAUGCAGCAGCAGCAACAGCUGCCAUAUUGUCAACAGCAUGCGUACAGUAUAUGACUACACAAUUCAUCAACAGCUUCAGCCUAAACUUUCUUGUCUUCUUAGCUGCAGCCUCAGAGUGUCUGCAGCAGCAGCAGCAGCAGCAGCAGCAGCAACAGCAGCAGCCGCAGGAGCUGCAGCAAGUGAGCAGCAACAACGCAACUGACGCCCUCAACACCUGCAGCCAACAGCAGCAGCAGCAGCAGCAGCAGCAGCAGCAGCAGCAGCGAGAAGCAUUAUUUGUAGACGAUACUGCAGCUGCUGCUGCUGCUGCAACGCGAGCAGCAGCAGCAGCAGCAGCGCAGCAGCAGCAGCAGCCGAUGGCUAGGGUGUGCCCCAACGCCCGUUAUCCGAGUGCAGCGGUGCCUCCAACCUUCUUGACGGACGCAGAGAACGACGACAGCAGCUGUAGCAGCAGCUGCAGCAGCAGCAGGAGAGGUAGUCUUGCUGCAGCAGCACCUAAUGCAGCAGACAGCAGCCAGCGGUGGAGGCGCUUAGUUCAUAUUUGGGGUGUAUGGGCACCUCUCCGCUCCGUCGGGAGGCGCUUCACCAACACAGCAGCAACAGCAACAGCAACAACAACAAAAGCAGCAGCAGCAGCAACAGCAACAGCAGCAGCAGCAGCAGCACCGUCCGGGUGCAACGUGGAGGAAAGCAGCAGACGAAGCAUCUCUCCACACUUGAGAUUGGCAGCAGAGAGACCAGGUUGCUGCAGCAGCAGGAGGCGCAGCAGCAGCUGCAGCAGGAGGAGCAGCAGUUGCGGCAGCAUCAGCAGCAGACUUGCUAGCAUCAACAACUGCAGCAGCAACAGCAGCAGCAACAGCAACAGCAACGGUCUUCUGAGGCUCCUGCUGCGCCGCGUCGUAUCACCGCGCGGCCCAGCAGCAGCAGCUGCUGCUGCAGCAACUGCAGCUGACAGCAGCAGCAGCAGCAGAGUGCCUUCUCAUAAACGCAGCAGCAGCGCAGGCGAUUGCCGUCUUGGCUCUGCGUGGUGUGACAGCAGCAGCAACUGCAGCAGCAGCAUCUGCAGCAGCUGCAGCAGCAUCUGCAGCAGCAGCUACGGUUCCGUUCAGGACUUCGCUGGCAGCACUUGCUGCUCCGCUGGAGCAGCAGCUGCCGAGGAGCAGCAGCAACAACAACAACAAGAACAGCAGCAGGAGCAGCAACAGCAGCAGCAGCCCAGCAGUUGUCCUGCUGCGCCAGACAAGGAGAGAGGAGCAGCAUAUUGUGCCUCCAAAGAAUCAGCAGCAGCAGCAGCAGCAGCUGUAGAGCAAGCAGCAAAGCCGUACGAGGAGCCAACAGCAGCAGCUGCAGCAGCAGCAGCUGCAGCAGCAGCAGCUGCAGCAGCAGCAGCAGACACAAUGGAAGCAGAAGAAGUAGCUUGUACAGUUCAGGAGGCGGCUGUUGUUGAUGAUAUUUGGAGUUGUCAGCAUCAGCAGGUGCUGCUGCAGCAGCAGGGUUUGCGUAUAUGGCUGCCGCAGCAGCUGCGCUGCGCUUUAGAGCAGCAGCGGCUGAUAGACAUGAUCCGCGGUUUGCUGCAGUCGGGUGCUGCUUCUUUUUAUCUUUCUCGUAUAUUUUGUCUGUCUCUUGGAGACCCCACAGAGACGGAGACAGUAGCUCUCUUAGAAGGCAUGCACCCUGCUGCUGCACAUUUGCUGCUGCAGCGGGGUGUCUCUAGAGCUUUGCCAGCGUCUAUACGCAGACUCUACUUCGGGUCUAAACAGCAGCAGCAGCAGCAGCAGACGAAGCAGCAGCAGCAAAAGCAACAGCAGCAGAAGCAGCACCACAAGCAGCGCCUGCUGCUGCUCCUGCAGCAGCAACCACAGAAGCAACUGACGCACGAAACGAAGCAGCCGAUGCUGAGGCAGCAAGACUUCCAUAGAGACGAGAAGCAGCAGCUGCAGCAGCAGCAGCAGCAACAACAACUGCAGCAACAGCAGCAACAACUGCAGCAGCACCAGCAAGAUUGGCUGCUGCCUCUAGAACCACAUAAGCCGCAUGAAGAAGCAUCUUCGCAGCUGCUGCUGUCUGCUGCUGAUCCUCCGUGGGAUGGUCGCGUUGUUCGGAGGCUGCAUGCAGUUCCUGCUUUGCUGCUGGUGUUUUGGGUGUACAUACACCUGCUGCAGCCUGAGGCAAUGGGGACGCGGCAGCUGCUGCAGUGGCUGCUUGCAGCAAAACGACGACGGCAGCAGCAGCAGCAGCUGCAGCUGCAGCACACGCUGCAGCAACAGCAGCAGGCCAUAGCUCGGAGCAGUAUUGACAGCAGCAGCAGCAGCAGCAGAAUGAGGCCCGACCUCAGUCGGCUAACCCUUUUGAUUUCUCAGCGAAGUCGUACACCAGCGGCAGUAGCAGCAGCAACAACAGCCCCAACUGCUGCUGCUGCUGCUGCAGCUGCUGCUGCUGCUGGGGAGCCAGGGCGUGAUCCUCAUUUGAUAGCGUGUGGAAAGCUGCUGCGGCUGUUUUUGCUGCGGCACCUCUUGCCGUUUGCUGCUGCGGAGCUGUCGGAUAACAGCCUCCCGUUGAAACGGAAGCAGCAACAAGUACAGCAGCAACAGCAGCAGCAGCCGCAGCAGCAACAGCAGCCGCAGCAGCAACAACAAUAG